Schistosoma turkestanicum is the source of this 1536-nucleotide messenger RNA. The record is from the annotation of a GenBank genome assembly. Lineage: Eukaryota; Metazoa; Platyhelminthes; Trematoda; Strigeidida; Schistosomatidae.
AUGAAUGCCAGUUUGAUUUCAGAUUAUCAUUUUUUUCAACAAGAAAAAUCCAAAUCUACCACCGACACCACCAGCACAUUAUUAUAUGAUAAUUUAUGUAAAUACUUCCUCGUCUGGUAUUUACCAACUGUGAUUACACUUGGAUUUUUCGGUUCAAUAUUUUGUUUAUUAUUUUUAAUACGUUCAAAAAUGUUUACAGCUAAUUUACUAAUAUGGUUAAUAAGUAUUUGUGUCGGUGAUUUUCUCAUCUUACUCACUGAAGGUAUAUGGAUGUUAUUGAAAAUUUGGUUUAAAAUUGAUAUACGUGAUUAUAAUAAUUGGUUGUGUAUUUUACAUACAAGUUCAUCAAAUUAUUUAUUUUAUUGGUCUGCUUAUAUGCAAUGUAUGCUGUCAGUGCAACGAUGUUAUCUAGUGUUGUAUCCAUUGCAAGUAAAAUCCAAGUGGAUAUCAUUAUCAAAACUUGGCAUUUAUCAAGGCAUCAUAUCGAUGCUAUUGAUUUUACCUAUCCUACCAUAUCCAUUGUAUUGGCAAGUGAUUAAUAAUGAUUGUGAUCCAAUAAAUGAGAAAAUAUUUCUCCUUACAACUUUAUGUGAUUUAAUUUUUUGGGGAUUUAUACCAGUAUUAGUGAUGACCACGUGUACCGGGGUUAUAUGUCGUAAUCUUUUGUUAAGACGUAAAUUUACGCAUAAAACAACAGCAACAACAGCAAGUACUCAAUCAAAUGUAAAGUGUAAUCAACACACUAAUAAUAAUAAUUAUUAUUAUCAUUCCUCGCAUAAAAUGGAAACAACCAGUGAUCCAGAAGAUUUGGAAAUACAAGCGCAACUCACAGAGAAGAAAUUAUCUCUUUCCGAAAGUCAAGCAUUAAAUCAAGAAAAUAUAUCUAGUACAAAUAAUAAUCAUGAUACUAAUGACAAUCCAACAAUUCGUUCCAUCAAUGAUUUUCCUGUUGUAACCGGUGAAUUCAAUGUAAAACGUAGACAUGUUAUCACACAAGAUAGUAGUCAUACACAUGUAACACCAAUACUGCUGUGUAUGAAUUUUGUUUAUAUGGCUAGUGUAUGCCCAUUGCUUAUAUAUUUUUUAUAUUUAAAUUUUAUUAUAGAUCAUAUUGAUAAUCAUAUGCAUAGAUUUUUAUAUUAUUUAUUUCGUAGUUUUUGCUUAUUGAAUACAUGUACUAAUUGGAUAUUUUAUUGUUUAGCUGGUAAAAAAUUUCGUGAUCGUACUAAACAAUUAUUGUUAUCAUCAUGUCAUACAAAUAAAAUCUCGUCGGUUAUUAAUGAAAAUGGUUUUUUAAUUAUUAAAUAUUCUAAUAAACAUCGUUAUUCCGUGUCAAAUGUAACACGAAUUAAAGGAUUAUCUUCGCUUAGCAGUUAAACAAUCCGAAUGUCAUUAUAACCAAUUUUAUUAAUAUAUAUUGAGUGCAAGUGAAUGUUCCUAUCAUUGGAUUAAAUGAUCGAGUCUACACACAAUGGUCAUUCAUUAUUGUCAUUAAUGAAAACAAUCGAAGCUGUAUUCUGUGUUCAAUUAAUUAUU